Molecule: messenger RNA, 6045 nt
Organism: Hyaloscypha bicolor E
Lineage: Eukaryota; Fungi; Ascomycota; Leotiomycetes; Helotiales; Hyaloscyphaceae
Exons: 5
Coding region: 1-6045 (2014 amino acids)
Biological process (GO): termination of RNA polymerase II transcription
Cellular component (GO): nuclear body
Molecular function (GO): helicase activity; transcription termination site sequence-specific DNA binding
Source: RefSeq, a predicted model, not a curated record
AUGAGGGAGGAAGCGGAGAUUAUGGACGAGCUCCAUGGCCUCGACGGAGAGCUCAAGAGCUUCCCCGCCGAGGCCCACUGGUUCUGUCCUAAACGCCGUGAUGACGAUCAGAUUGAUUACACCCACCCCGAUGAUGCUGAAGAGGACAUGAGUUCCGAUACAAAGCGUGAAUUGAUUCACGAUACGAAACGACGGCAUAAGGUUGCAUACAAGUAUUCAAUCAUACUCGGCUUGGAUCCUGAAGACACGGCAGGGAUGUUGGAGGGCUAUGUAAAUCGACUGAAUCACCUUAUGAGAACUUGUGACAAAUGUGGUUACAAUUGGCAUAAGGGCAGGAAAGACUAUGUGAAGGAAAUUUCUGAGCGAUUCGACGAAGAGAUAGCCCAGCAGCUCUCCACUCGACUGGACAAUAUCGACUUUAAUCGUAUCAAUUCUGGCCUCGAGCAGGCAGAAAAGAUUCUUAACAGUGCCGACCACUCUCAACGAAACCAGAUGACUAUUGCAACCAAAAAUUUGCCAGCCCUCCUGGCUCUAUUCGAAGCUCUCUGCUGCGUAGAUUACCAUCGGGAUGAUGAGAAGCUCUCCAAGCAUUUCGAUUAUGUCUUUGAGGCCAUCCAGACCAGAAAAGUGCUCAGAAUCAGUGACAUACUGCCAGCAAUGACUCUCUUUCUUUUUAACACGAAUCCUGUUCGUAAUACAUUUGCAACUACCGCUUGGCAAAAGACGACAACCAUGCUCACACCGAGCACCUUUGAAUGGGUUGUGCACGAUACUCUGACGGAGGCAAUGAUACUAGUUGCACAGUCAGCCGACACAGAAGAGAUAAAGCGAUUCUGGUCGGGGUUUCUUCUGAUUCUUGAGAAAAUGGACGAGAAUUUGAUUAGACAUACUCUCCGUGGUAUGGAGGUACAAGUCGACAUAUGGCACCUUGCACUCCAACAUCUGGCAUGCAACUCUGUCACCACUUUACCAGUCAUUAUAAAGGCGCUUCAUCAACUUGUAAAAAAGGCUCCAAAGGACUUUUGGUCUGCCAUGGGAACAAUUUCAGCCGCUACUGUAGCAGAGCUAAUAUUCCAGAGCCCCGGAUUUGAUCGGCUACUCUUAGACCCAGAGACAUUCAAGGAUACGAGUUUCGAAGCCUCCCCUGUUUAUUACUGGAUACCAGACUUUCUCAAGUCACUUGAUCCUAUUCACCAGCACGAUGCCUGCCGUGCGUUACUUGUCAAUUUACUCGAACGCUUCCAAAUUGAAAAGUACUCGGCCCAAGUCAGACUUGCUUGCUGUCGUGCUGGCAUGGCUGCUCUGCACGUAACAUUGCAGACUUUCACAUCCUCUGAAUACAAGAUAAAUCCAACAACCUCCCUGAUUGUUAUAAAUGACAUCAUGGGACUCGUCAACAGAUAUGGAACCAUGGUUUGCGGAUUUACGGAGUUAGCAGAUGGUGAUGAAAGUGUCGAGUUGAGAAGCUUAGCAAUGCUUGUGGUCAACCAAGUGCUUACUCUGGAUUGCAAGGCUGUUAGCACUGAGUACUCUGCACUGCAACAGCAGGGUGCCCAUAUUCAGCGUGUUUCGAGAAACUACUCAGAGGCCAUCUGGCAAUCCGUUCUAGGCGUAUUCCGUCCUGGCAAUGUCGAGCUCGCUAAGAGUAUUCUCCCAGCAACGCUCUCCCUCGUAGGGCUCGAUGAACUAUAUCCAGUGCGCAAGAAGGAUGCGUUGAAGAAGGACCACGCCGAUUUCAACAAGGACUUCCACAAGCUCAUGGACAGCAUAUCCAGGAUCUUUGAGCGUCUGAGCGAUUUUCAACCUCAAAGUCUGAAGGAAUUGUAUGCUAAUACGAUAACUGCUCGCCCUCUGGUUGCAGCCCUCAUCUCUGCGGAUCAAGGUGUGAAUGAAGCGGCAAUAGAGCUCAUCAAAACCAUGACAGGUCAAGACAGCAAGCAAGAUGCCAUUCAGGACCUUCUAGAGUCGAAUUUGACCCAGAUGCUCAGUGGCUUGACAUAUGCAGCUAUACGAAUUGGUAAAGCAUCGUCAUUUGGGCCCGUCCCCUUUAUGAUUAAACUCAGUCGCCAAGUUCUCAAGGCACUUUGUGGCAAUACUGGCGUCCUUCGUGCUCGAUCGGUCUUUGAUGCGAAUGAGAAAAAGAUGGUAUUUGGUUGGUGGGCAGGCCAGUGGAAGGUGCUCGACACGGUGUUCAAACGCACAGAAGAUUGGGCAACACGAGUGACCCAGUCAACAUCCGACAUGCAAGACUUUUGCCGGGACGGCAUGGAGUAUGCAGAAGCGCUCUUCAACGAAUACAGCGUCUUCGCCUCGGCCCUGACUGUCUCUAGUCUUGAUGAUCAAGAGAAUCUAGGGGCUACGAAAUCAACAUCUACCAACGAUUCCCUAACGAACAUUCUCAAAGUGGUGUGCACCAAUGUCUUUGGCUUGGUUGGACUUCUAAGACUUCGAGAUGGUUAUUUGGUCAGUGUUAUUACUAGCCUCCUGGGUAAGCUUCUUCGUUGCCUUGGAGAAUACCACCUAGAAGUCGAUUCCGAGUCGGCGGAAUUCAUCAAGGAUGCGUGUAAACGCGAGGGUGAAAAGAAUUUCAAGAAGACGAACCUUACGGGCCAACAGAGGGCGGAGCUACAGAGAGCACUCGAUGAACAUCAAGGUGUGGAGAUUAUUGAAAUUCCUCGGCCAUCUGCUUUCCCCAAGAAGCAAGCUUCACUCGAUGCAUGGUCGAAGUCGGCGGAUGGGAAGCAGCAUGAGCCCAAGCUGCCUCCGAAGAGCAGCUCAGUCUUCCAAUACCAGACAACCACUACUGAGAAGCAGCAAUUUCUUCUAGAGAAGAUCAAGGCUCAGAAAGCUAUGUCCGAACAAUCCCAAACCGCUUUCAGGGAGAACCGCCGGAAAGCAGAAGAAGAGAAGAAUCGGUUAAAGGCCGAAGCAAUCGCCCAUGCGAAAGCUCUUCGUGCACCAGCUGGAGUUAGGGGUGAAGGUUCUGGCCUUAAAGACAUCUCUGGCCUGAUUGGAAAGGAUCAUGCACCAGUUCGAAGUGAAAUCAUGGUGGGCUCAUCAGAUGAAGACUCUGAUGAUGAUGAGGAUAGCACCAGCACCCUUAUCAAGAGAAAGCAGACAUCGCAAAGGGUCUCCGAGUAUGAGGAGAGCAAAAGGCGUGCUCUACUUCAGCAGCAACAAGGCCCCGUCAAGAAGACCAAAGUACAACGAUCUGCUAAAGAUCUACGCGCUCGAGUCGAGCCUAACAUGGACAACUUGUUCCUGGAAAUUCUUAGCUGGGAUAUAUUUCACCCUGGCGACGACCCUCCCAGCAACAAUGUGUGCACAAAAAUCGACAACAAAUAUCUAGACCUCGACAAGUAUAAGAGGACUUUUGGGCCUUUGCUCAUAUCCGAAAUUUGGCGCUCUCUGGUUACAGCAAAAGACGAGAAUAACUUCAAACCCGUCGAGAUCAAGGUCCUGAACCGACUCUCCGUAGACAAGUUCAUGGAAAUAAGCUCGACUAUGCCAAUAUCUGCAAACCGGGACUUGAAGAUGUCCGAACGAGAUAUCGUUCUCUUGUCGAAGAGCUCAGAUCCAUUGGCCAACCAAAAUGAACUGCAUUGUCUUGCUCGCGUGUUUCGGACGACCAAGAAGAAGGAUGUUCUCGAGAUCUCGUUCCGAAUUAGCAGAGACGCACCCCAGAAGCUCUUGAACGAUUGCUUUGUGCCAAAUGGUAAGGUGUUUGCAGUGAAGAUUGCAGACAUGACGACCACGCAACGAGAAUUCGCGGCGUUGAGCAGUUUGGAAUACUAUGAUCUUUGCACUGAAGUUUUGGAAGCUAAACCUUCUCCACUCCAGAAGUACUCGGAUGAAAAAACUUCUCAGAUGUCUUCCAAGUACAAGUUAAAUAGAGGACAAGCUCAAGCUGUUCUGUCUGCCCAUGACAAUGAUGGCUUUACAUUGAUUCAAGGCCCCCCUGGAUCUGGUAAAACUAAGACCAUUGUUGCGAUGGUUGGCGCUCUUCUCACGCAAAGCUUGCAACAACAGCAAGCAGAGCAAGCGAAAGCAAGACCUCCAGUCCAGGGCAAGCCUGUUGCACCACCGCCGCCUAAGAAGAAGCUCCUCAUUUGUGCACCGAGUAACGCGGCUGUCGAUGAACUCGUUCUUCGUCUCAAAGACGGCAUUCAGCCGCUAAAUGGACCCCGUCAAAAAAUCAACGUCAUUCGCAUUGGUCGAAGUGAGGCCAUCAAUGCCAGCGUGAAGGACGUUAUGCUGGAUGAGUUGGUCAGAAUGAAGCUUGAAGGCAACAACGGCGAAAACAACAAGCUCAUCAAUGAUCGGGACAAACUCCACAAGGACGCUGCACAGAUUAAAGAACGACUGAAUGUGCUCAGACCUCAAAUGGACGUGGCUCGUGGCAAGGACAAGGGCUUGGAAACCAAGCUACAACGAGAAUUCGAUGAAUUGAAGCGUGCCCAAGCUCGUAUUGGUGCAAAAAUUGAUGAAGACAAGGAAAGCGGAAAUACAGUUUCACGCCAGAACGAGAUCAAUCGCCGCCGAUUUCAACAAGAGAUUAUUGACGGUGCUCAUGUGUUAUGUGCCACAUUGAGCGGUAGUGGUCACGAUAUGUUCAGGAAUCUGAACGUCGAAUUUGAGACUGUCAUCAUCGACGAGGCAGCUCAAUGUAUCGAACUGAGCGCUUUGAUCCCACUCAAGUAUGGAUGCUCUAAGUGUAUUCUUGUCGGAGAUCCGGAACAAUUGCCGCCAACCGUCCUUUCGAGAUCGGCCCAAAGCUUUGGCUACGAGCAAAGUUUGUUCGUCCGAAUGCAGAAGAAUCAUCCGAAAGACGUUCAUCUUCUCGAUACCCAAUACCGCAUGCACCCCGAGAUCAGCUACUUCCCGAGUCAGCAAUUCUAUCACGGUAGGCUGGUUGAUGGAGAUGGCAUGGCGAACUUAAGGAAACAACCAUGGCACGCCAGCUCGAUCCUUGGACCUUAUCGUUUCUUUGAUGUGAAGGGAAUUCAGACUAAGCAAGCACAUGGGCAUUCAUUUAUCAACGUUCCAGAACUUAACGCCGCCAUUGCUCUCUAUCAGAGACUGAAGCAAGAUUACAGAAAUAUCGACUUCACGGGAAAGAUUGGCAUCAUCACAACCUACAAAGCCCAGUUGAAUGAAUUGAAAUCUCGAUUUGAAAGAAAAUUCGGGGAGAAAAUUUUCGACGAGAUUGAAUUCAAUACAACGGAUGCCUUCCAAGGACGAGAGCGGGAAAUCAUCAUCUUCUCUUGUGUCAGAGCAAAGGCAACGGGAGGUAUCGGUUUCCUUGGUGAUAUUCGACGUAUGAACGUCGGUCUCACUCGAGCCAAGUCCUCGCUGUGGGUUCUGGGAGACUCAAACGCUUUGCAACAGGGCGAGUUCUGGAACCGGCUCAUCCAAGAUUCGCAAGAACGCAAUAGAUACACCGGCGGCGAUGUGAUGGCCCUCUUGUCGAAGCCCACAUCUCGAGAUCAGCUGCCACAGCCAGGAGUCAAUGGUUACCAACGACCCUCGACAUCCUUGGAAUCAAUUGCAUCAUCCAGCACGGCGACCAUGCCUGGACAUAAGCAGAACGAUCCUGACGUCGAAAUGAUCGAUGCUCCAAGUAUGCCUGGUUCACGUAAGUCUUCCAUCAGUGGCAACAGCUCAUCAAAUGAGACGAUCUCGUAUGGUAAUCGUCCUCGAGAUCUAUCAGUCAAGCAAGAAUCGCGGAGAACAUCUAUUGGUGUAAGCAGUCGCGAUUCUUCAGUCAAACAGGAGAGCCGAAAGUCAACACCGAAUCCAGGUUCUUCAUUGGGACUGAAUCUGCAAGGAAAGCGGCCACUUGAGUCCUUGAGAGACGAAGAAGUUCCGGUAAAGAAGGAGAAGCCUACGCCUCCUAUAAACGACCUUGAAGCACAGCUCCAGGCACAUCAGGCAGCGAAAGCAACAAGACCAACGCCUCCUGGAGCUCGACCUCGGCAGCCUGGAGUCUUGCCACCGCGAAAGAAGCAGCCAGCCGAUCCAUUUAUUCAGAAGAAAAGAAGAUGA